This is a messenger RNA of Dermacentor andersoni, 12625 nucleotides long. Its product is annotated as colorectal mutant cancer protein. Gene Ontology annotation, molecular function: calcium ion binding. The record is from RefSeq and is a predicted model, not a curated record. Lineage: Eukaryota; Metazoa; Arthropoda; Arachnida; Ixodida; Ixodidae.
GGGAAAUGUGUUUUCGUAUCAAUGUAAUUUCGGUCUUGACCUUUGGUCGUGCUGAUUGCCGUUUACUUUGCGCGCUUUUGCGCCUUAAGUCUUAACUCUUUCGGUUGCUGGUAUAUAUUCAACAGCUCAUUUCAGCUAUGAAGCGAGUAGCUUUGUGCGUAUCCUGCUUGAGCGCAUGCCGAGCGAUCCGUGCGAUAUGGCAUCGCCGGAGAGGGCUCUUCGGCCUAAUGUAAACAAUUGACGUCCUGAACUUCAGGUCGCAGCUGGAACUGCAAGUCGCGCCUUUAAGGCUGCCCAUGGGUAGAAAUGCACAUGGCCAGCGACGUGAACAGUGAAUCUAGUGGGAGUGAUUCCGGCUCAACUCCGGAAGAAGAGCGGAUUCGGCGGCUCUUCCAGACCUGUGAUGGCAACGGGGACGGUUACAUUGACAGCCAAGACCUGUUGGCUGUGUGCCGUCAGCUGAAUCUUGAGCACAGCGUCGCAGAGCUGAUGGAAGAGCUUGGAGCUGAUGAGGAUGGGCGCAUCUCGUACGCUGUGUUUCUUCGGAGCCGCAUGCAACUUAUGGGCGAGAUCAAAGCCCUCACACAUCAGGAAGAGGAGAAAACACUGGAAAAGUGCCCCGCUACAUCUGCGCAGGCUUCAGGUUCCUGGAAGGCAGGGAGUGACGCUAGUCAAGGAGCUCUGUCCGAACGGCAUGAAAGUUGGGAGUUCGACUCUGGCACGCGAGACUUGAGCCCAGAGCCUAACACGCUGCAGAGGUUGAUUGAAGCUUCUGGCGGACCCAUACCCAGCAACACUGGUGACCUACUUGAGCUGGCAAACAAGUUACACCUGGCUGCUAUAUCAUCACUGAAAAAUGAAGUGUACGACCUCGCUGGUCGACUGCAGCAAGUGUCCCACGAGAAAGAUGCUCUGGAGAGGAAGCUGAGCAAACGGCAGCUGCAACGCCUGCAGGUUUCUCGGGACCAAGAAGAUCGGCUGGAACAGCAGGCACAGCGUUAUGAGGAGCGCAUCACAGAACUCCACAGUGUCAUUGCUGAACUCUCCAAGAAGCUUGACAUCCAGAGGUCUGCAGUGAUCAAGGAAGAGGAUGAGUACAGUCAGCAGUCGGGAGAUGAAUCAAGGAUCAGUGAUGUCUUGAGCCACUGCACAAGCAACGAGAACUUAGCUACAGAGUCUAUUAGUGACAAAGACAACGAAUCCCCACCAGAGUUUACUGAUGUUAUUUCCGGAAAAUGUACCACCACAGAAGUAGUUGUUCCAGUGCAAACUCAUGAAGGAGAAGAUACCAGUAGUGGCCUUGGAGACAAUGAAAGCUUUGAUGAGAAGCCCCAGGGCUUUCGCAGUAGCAGUAGCAGCCAUGGCGUGCGUGGUGGUCACGUGACAAGUGUGGAGCACCGUGCCACAUCGUGCCAGAGCUUACAGGCAUCCCAGCUGCAGGAGGAAAUGGCGGCUCUGCGGUCACAAAAUGUAAGCCUGCAGGAGCGGCUGGCCCGCCAGGAAGCCGACUUGCAGAGGGCAAGGGCUGCUACAGCUGCACUACGUGAAGACAGGGAUCGCUGCCAGCGCAAGUUUCGUGACCUCCAGCAACGUGUUGCCACAAGUCCCCAGAGUAGCUGUGGUCAGAUUCCAGGUGGCAGCGCAUCCCCAUUGGCUGAGCAGGCAGCACAACCUGUGGCCAAGAUGGCUGAGCGAGUCCGCUUGCGCAAAACAGAACCCCCUGCUUCACCGAGGCUUAUCCUUGGAUCAGAAAUGGCCAGCCUUGGGAUCUCCAGCAGCAAGGUAGCUGAGCAGCUGGUGCAACAGCUGCAGGAAGAGGCACACACUCAGGAAGCCAUUGCUGCCCAGCGGCUCUGCUCUUCAGGCUCUCCCCUUCCCGAGGGCCGUGUACGUGAAUUCGAAGUGGAGAUAGAGUGUCUAAGCAGCAAGGUGGAGCACCUCCGAUGCCAAAAUGACCUUCUUCAGCUGGCACUGGAAGAGAGCCGAGGCCAGUGCGAUCGGCUCAGUGUGCUAUUGGGAAAGCAUGAGUCGAACCAGACUGCCCUGCAACUGGCCCUGGCCUGUAGCGAUCGAGCUCUAGAGGCAUUCGAUGCGUUGCUGGCCCUGGCUGACACUGGUCGACCUCUGGCAAACUACAGAGCAGCUUCCCCUUUGGAGGAAGAGGAGAUCAUGUGCCGCGCCCAAGAAGAGCGGCGACUAGCUGAGGGUCUGGCCCGGCAAGUCCUUCACCGGCUCGACCGUCAUUGCGGCGGUGCCUUGGCAGUGACCUCACCUGGCUGUGUGGCAGCCAGCCCCUGGGAGGACCUCUCUUCACACAGCCACACCACCAGCACAACCAGUUCAACUUCCAGCAGUUGUGAUGGUGGCGAAUUGACUAAGGUCGAGGAGCAGCGCCUGCGUGAGCAUCUGGUGCAGCUGCGCGAUGAGCGUGCAGCAUUGAGAGCUACACUGCUGGAGCUGGAGAGUGUGCACAUUGAACCGCGUGGUGCCACAACACUUUUGGAUGCCCACAAGCUUGACCUGGAGAAUGCCGUGCUCAUGCAAGAACUUAUGGCCAUAAAGGAGGAAAAGGCUGAGCUGAAGGCCCAAAAUUACCUGCUGGAGAAGGAGAAGGCUGCACUGGAACUGCGAGCUGGCAGUUGGGAGGCCAGGGAACAGGCCUACCUGGUCUCCAUUGAGCACAUUAGAACACAGUUGGCUGAUGUGCGGCCACCUCAGCAACCUCCAAUCUCUCUCUCUGACAUUCAGGAGCUGGCUGAAUCCCAGAAGCGGGAGAAAAGCCUCAAGGCACGCGUCGAUGAGCUUGUUGCCACGCUGGAGAAGAUCACCAAGAAUGCAGAGCUCCGCUCCCGGCAGUCGGCAGAAUUCGUCGAUGAUCUCAAGAGGGCUAACAGCGCCCUGGUAUCAGCAUUUGAAAAAGUCAAAAAGAAAAAUAUGGCCAAGCUCAGGAAGGUGGAACUGCAAAUGGCGGCCAUGUCUGAACGACAUAACUCACAGGUGCAAAUGUUGAAGCAGCGAAUAGCGAUGCUUGAAGGCUCCGGUCUACGCCAUGCCUUGCCUCUCUCAGGAAGUGAGACAUCUCUAUAAGGUGGUACACAGAUGAAGUUCAGAAGGAUGAGUUGUUGGUCAUUGAAGUAUCCUAGCUUCUUGUUCAGUUAGUUUCUGAAGUGUUUGUCUUAGCCAUGCCUACAUGACUCCAUGCAGUUCCUCUGUGUACUCAUAUUGGUGCCGUAUAUAUACAUAUAAACACCCAAUGAAGUUCCUCUUUUGCCUGUUUGUUUGCGGUUUCCUCAAUAAUGACUAUAGGCGUGUUACUGUGUAAUGUUGCGUGAGAAGAGAGGCAUUGUACAGAAGUCCCUGUCUUGAGUGUGCACUUGUCCAGUGUGUAAAGUAUGGUCACAUGACAUUGCAGGUGGUUAACAGCAGUGCUUGUGAAAAUUUAUGACAAACAUCUUGUUGCUUCUGUAUGCAAUCAAGAACCAUUUGCCCGAGAAGUGUGUGUGAUAUGAGGUCUACUGGUCUACUUAAAUUUGUUUCCCAGAACAAGAAAAAAAGCUGCAGAGCGUGGCCGCCAACCUCAAUGUACCACUUUAUGUGGGAGCAGUUGGCUGUUUUAGAAGGAAUACUGUGCAAGUAGCACAGGUUAUCGAGCGACAGUUUGUUAGCGGAGGUCAGUUCUGCCCACUUUAUCCUUAAGUUAGCUGUUUAUGACCCAUACUCGGAACACUUGUCUACUACCUGCAUACCCGUGUGAGCAAUAUGGCAGGGGACACACAAAGCCGCAGUCAGGAGACCAUAGCAGCUAGACAUCUACACCAAAUGCACAAUGGGAAAGCUACUUAGUAUGUAUGCACAUGGCAAUUUUGAAUCCACAUGUUACAAGUUACUCUUGCUUAAAACAGCUUUGGUGCUCCCUGCCGUACCACUCAUGAGUGUAUAUACAGCACCCAUAUCAGCUGCUGUGUGUGUGUCUUGGAUCUAUUGCACAUUGGAUCUUGGUCUGUGUCUGCCUGUUGAAUCUGAAAUCUAAUCAGCUAGUUGUGGCUGUAUUCAUAAUGGCAACAAGACCUUAAAGAGUUGAUAGAAUUACAUUUAGUAACUGACUGACCAUGUUUAAUUCAUUAUCAUUAGAGCCUGAUUGAUAUUCUGCUUUUUGUUUAGAGGGAAAUUCAGUGGGUUGUGUUUGAGGAAAUUUGAGCUUCCUUCUUUUUUUUUUUGACCUAGUGAAGGUGCCUUUCAUAAACACAGUUUGCUUGCAUGUGACAUUGGAAGUGCCACAUGAGUUUGACUUGCGAUCUCAUAUACUUUUGUUAUGCUGCAGCUGAAGACCAAAUUUAAUUUUUAUGUUAUUUUUGUUGUUUUCUCAGCAUUGUAUUUCUGUCGUGGAUGUACUGGUUGAGUAAGUACAUUUCCUUAGUAUCUACACCGGUGUGUACAAUAUCCUUCUGAAGGCUUAAUUCAUCCGACUUGUCUUCGUGAGCGCCUUUAAUAGCUAGGUACAAUUGUUUGUAAGCAUGGGUACAAGCCGUAGUGAAGCAUCAAUGGCAUUUGGUGAAAUGUCUAUGCAUGCAUUAGAAACUUUUCCAAAGGCAUUUACUGCAUUAAAUGCAGAAUAGUCAGGGUUUGUAAGGCGUUUAGUCCAACCCAAACCACAUUUCAAGUUUGCCACUGAAAAGUAGCCAGUUAGUCAUCUGCCUCCACCCUCUUGUGUUCUGUUGAUGUGGGACCAGCCUUUAUUGAAUCUCACAGCUGCUUAGAGCAAUCAGUAUCCUUGAACACUGUUCAAAGAAGGAAGUUGCUAGACUGUGCCUUGGUCGAGGCUGCUAAUAAUUUACCCUGUGUACCUAGUCAUUAGGACAGCUUGUCACAGCUACCUAAUAAUCCAGUCAUACAAGGCACUUUUGAUUGCAGUCGAGUCUGAUUUGAAUCAAAUUUCUCGAUUGUGAUUGGCUCCCUUUUGUAAGAUGAGAAGCUAAACAAUUGCGACCAAGAAAUUUGAUCAUGAUGCAAUUGAUACUGCCCCAUUUUACCAGGAUAUAACUUACCUUACUCAGCUGCGCCUAGUGAAUUUUUUUUUUUCUUUCUAACUCGUAGCAGCAUUAAAACUCUGUGAGUGACCUGCAAGACUGCAGACUUACCAGGGUACAAUGAGGUAAACAAAUAUCCGGUAAUGUAGCAAGUUCACAAAGUGCGUUCAGUGAAUGUGUGUGUGAUUUAUCUCCAUUUUGCAUUUAUUCACUACAAGAUUGACGGGACUGCCCGGUGUUUUCAUAAGCAGUCCUGGUUCUCACAUGCAUUGUGUGCUCACACAUGCCAAAGAGCAAACAGUAAUUUCUUCACACUUGUUUUUUCUUACCAGGGGCACUGAACUUAACUCUCUGAACAUGAAGCUUAGGCCCAUAUAAACCAGCGGCCAGUAGCCUGAAUGGUAGAUGCAAUUUGGUGGAUCGCUUCAUUCGGAAUUGACGUAGUAACAUGUUUGCACAACUACAGCUUGAGAUCUCUUAUUGUUUGUGCGUAACCAGCCUGAGGAAGCUCCUCACAUUAUAUUUUCGAAUCGUGCUUUGAAUACAUAAUACAAUAUCUCCCGCUCAACUCCCCACCUGCACUUUCGCACCUCAAAACGCGGUGAGCUUUAGCCACCAGACAACUAGGUGAUCAUUGGCAGGAGGUGGAAAUCUUCACAGUGAGAGCAUAUCACAGGGAAACAGCAAAAUGUGGUCCAACUACACCGAGGAAGUAUAUCUAGGGACUUUCAGACCAAUAGGCUCAUUUCACUAGAGCAAUGCUUGUCCAUGCAGCCUCACUAAGCAAAUGGCAACUGCUGUGGUGCACAAAUAUCUGACUUCUCUGUGCAGUACAUCAUACUCUCUUUAGAAAAUCAUAUAACAGCACAGCUGGAAAACUGUCAUCGCAUAGCCCACAUGUAGCCCAUUGCUGGCAUGGAUUGCAAUGAUUCCUCACUACAUUAUGCUAAAAGAAGACCACAUUCUAAGUUCACAAACAGGGCUACCUGGUCACAUUGUAUUCACAUAAGUAUGGUAUCCACACACUGUUCUUAAGAGCCUCAGCCACAGCAAGGCAGUUCUAGAAAGUGGAAGUUAGGGCAGGGGGAAAAAAAAUGCAAAAAUCUCGCCAAAGAAAGUGUAUAGCAUCCUGCAUUGAUUCCUCUGCAUGGCAUCCACCAUCAUGCUGGGUUUAGGCUUUAUCACCAUGAACAUAUCAAUCAUUUCCAUAACAAAUGCUGACAAGCUUCUUGUCCCUUUCACAAGUUUAGUGCAAUUGCAUGCCAGAUUUUGAUAUGGUUAUCCUACUUAUUGCCUUCCGUGUGACUAAGUAAUCCCUGAUUUAAUAUGUGGGCAGUAGCGUUAACAAAAAAAAAUUCAUAAAAGGAAUGUUUGCUGUCCACCGGCUUGAAGCAGAAGGCUACAAGUGUGACAAACUCAGAUCCUUGGAGUGGAAACUUUGCAAAUGUGUAAAAGAAUUCUCAUUAUGGUUUGAGAAUUGAACCUAGGAUUGUCAACAACCUAGGACAAAGAAAUCACUGUACUGUGUGAGCUAAUCACAGAUUAGUGCAAGGUUGAAUUAAUCGGCAACUCAAAAUGCUGCAAGUAGGAUUGUUUGACUAGUGAAAUCUUUAAUUUGGAUACAAAUGCUAGAAAAUGUUGAGCUUAAGUAUUGAACUGCAUACUGAACAUAUCCUUAUUUAUAAAUGUAGAAAUGUGCUACUUUAAAUCACGGCUACCCUUUUCCAUGCCAAGCUUGCAGGCUCUGAUAAACAUAGUCUGAAAAUGUAUUUAGGACCUGAUGUGGUGAAAUUGUGGCCAAGGCAUGCUUAGAAUGAUUGUGUGUUUAGUUUGUAGCCUGCAGUAGCCGCUUUUUGAAUGGCAAAUUCAAGUACACUCUAUGCAACACCAAUAGCCAAAAUUGAUCUGAAGUUGUUUGCUGGGAAGUAGCUUGUAAGCAUGAUGACUUGUCCUUGUGCAUAAAAUAUUAGUGUUGUGGUUGUUAUUGCUUUUUAUUAUGUCUAAGUGAGUGAAAACUGUCAUGUGUCAUUUUGAUUAGGUGUUUCAACAUAAUGUGGCGUGUGAUUUGCGCUGGCAAGGUCCCAAGUGUGUCCAUUCCAGGACAUCUGGCACAACGCACGCAUAAACUUGGCACCUUGCCAGCUAGUAUUAUUGUAUACUACAAGGCUCUGCUGUUGAACCUCUUACAUGUAUUUUAAGAAUACCUACAUUGCUUCAAAGGAGAUAUGACACAGAUAUAACAAGUUAUCAGACAUGGUGAAGUAAAUCUAAAAUUUGAUUGGCCAUGCUUUAUUUCAGUGAAUAUUCUCCUGCUAUAACGAAACCAAAAAAUGUGUGAUCCAACAUAAUGUCGGUUAUAGCAAAGUAAAUUUUUGUUUGCACAUGACUAAUAUUAUGUGUUCUGGUUACAAGAGUGCAAAAACAACUUGGUAAGAGCAGCUUGAAGUAGCCCAUUCUGGAUGCGGGUGUACGUUUCGGCCAACUGCUUGGCAUGGUUAAGCCACAGCUGGCAAGCCGACGGGCAAAUCACAUGUUGUCACACAGUUACACGGUUGUGUAUUAACGAUGGUGCAAAGUGCAUGUAUGCAAUAUAGCAUUGAUCCCAAGCAAAAAAACGAAAGAGAAAAAAAAAACAUCUGCAAGAGACACUUUGCUGGCCCAUUAGAGGGAUCAAUCCCACUUGCGUCUUCUUCACAUAGACUUGAUUUGUCUUGCAGAUAUCAGUGUGUACUCUUAUAACAAAUAUUGCAUAUAAUGAGGUUCAACUACAUUAGCGUGUUUUAGCAUAUCAUAGCUGCUCUAAGAAUAUUGAUACUGUUUCUACCAGCUGCCAGCCUUUACAUAUGCUAAGUCAAAUCUUGUAUGUACAGCGGGACUUAGCUAGGAUGCACAAAAGCUGGCAUGUGGUCAAAGUAGUAGUAGUAACAAUACAGUGGUAGCGGUAUGUUAAAAUGCAUUUGCCUUAGUGAAAUGCCAUUAUUUCCAUUAUUUUGCCUGUCAAAUGCAAUUUCACAUUGAGUGCACAUGGUAUUUUUCAAUCAUGUUAAAGGGACACAAAAGAGAAACACCAAAUCAGUUUAGAUUGAUAAAGUAUUGUUGAAGGGCUCUACUUUCAUUAAUUUCAUGUUAAUUGAUGAAAAGCUUAUUUUUAAAUUUCACUCCAAGGCAAGUACAUCAGUUUGACAUGACAAAUUACAAAGCGUUUUUUUUUUUGCAUUUUGGUCAUGGUGCAGUAAAUAGUCAUGAAACAUCAUAAGUUCAGUCUUUGGCUCUUUUAGAAUACACAUAGCCCAUUUGUAGUGGUAAAGAUUUAACUAUGCCUAAGCAGACGGCAUCAAAAUCCAGAAUGUCAUGGCAUUUCAAGGCGGUGUUGCCAUCGGUCUUUCAGUUUUUUUCUUUUUUUCAUCUUUUUUGGCUUACCAAGCAUAUCCUCACAGUAAAAGUGUCUUUUUUGGUAAUGUUCAAGGGUAAUUUACCAAUUGAGCUCAAAUUGUUUUGUCUCUUUAGUGCCCCUUUAACUUAAGGCAAAGCGCAAAAUAGCACAUAAGACAACAGAAGGGAACAAAGAGACAGCACUACUAACAACUGAACUUUAUUGCACAUGGUUACCCCAUAUAUACCAUAGUACAACAGGAAGAAAAAAAGCCACUGUCGCAACAUAGGCAAAAUAUCCACCAUAGGCCGCUACUGCGAAAGGAACAAGGGUUUAUGGUCACAACAUUGUGUUCAGCUGGAUGACCAGUCUUUACCAGAUUAUUGACAUUGUUCGAAUGUUCCCGUAAGUGAUCAUUGAGGCACCUUCCCAUCUGAUCAAUGUAUGCUUUCCUGCAGUCUAAAGGAAUACAGUACACCACUCCUUCUAUGCACGAAACAAACUCUUCUCAGUGUCAUGGCGUCUCUUUGUAGUAUUGUUAACUUUCGCGCACAAACCAAACAAUUUCAAAGGGGCUGAAAAGAUGAUGUCAAUGCCAAUACGAUUCCCAAUUUUCUUCAGAUUAUGGCUAGCUUGGUGCACGUACAGCAUGACCACCACGUUUCUGCCUCUGCCUUGUUGGGCAGCGGAAUGCAGGUGAUCAUCUUGUUUUCUUAGCAGGCUGCCAGCCACUGCAGUCAGCAGUUGCCAGGCGUAGCCAGUUGCACUUAGGCGUGAAACUUGGCUUUCGAAGCAUUUUUAAAACAAAGGUUAAUGAUGCCCCGCUUACCUAGUUUGGAAUGUGCUGAUAAAAUGGUAGAAUGGCUUUCUUCCCUUGGGGCUCAUAGCACCAAUACACACGACUGUUCGAGAAAACAAGUGUAAGAUCUAAAAACCUAAUGGAACCAUUAGUAGGCUCUUCACAUGACAAAAUAAGAGGUUGGAAGAACUCGCAAGAAACUGAACAGGAGACAUGGCAGAAGCCAAGCAUUCAUCGUCACAUUGUAGAAACACUACAUAAUCAUCGACAUACCUAAAUACUUUUGCUACCUCUGAUCCUUUCAAGCUAGUGCACAGGAUCAUAUCAUAAUGAGCGAGAACUGGAUCACUUAAGAGAGGCGCGAGGCAAGAACCAAUGCAUACGCCUUCUCUGUAGAAAUGUUGAGUCACUUUCAAAGAAGAAAAUCUUGUUCCUAUCGCGGUAGCGGCCUAUGGUGGAUGAUUUUAUCGAAAAGAAAUCUAUGUUGCAACGAUGGCUUUUUUUUCAUCCUGUGGGUAUAUAUGGGGUAACCACGUGCAAUAAAAUUCAGUGGUUAGUAGAGCUGUGUCUUCAUUCCCUUCUGCUCAGUGUGCUAUUUUGUGCUUUGCCUCAAAAUAUGCAGUACCAACUAGCCAACCAGUCUGUUCUCUUGUCCCUUUAAGCUAACCUGUCAUUCCUUCACAUUUGAAAAGGGUAUUUCCCGGCACUGUAUGGUGAAGGUUUAUGUGAAGUUCGUUAGCACAAGCACAUUUAUCUUACUGGCCGAAUUGAGAUAUGCAUCAAGUACGGAAAUCUUUCAUGCUCUUGUCAUUGUCAUUUGCGCACCCCAUUAUAGCCCUAGCCUAGUGCAAUUUUUUUUUUAACAUCCAGGAGAGCAGCUCUGGCAUGUGUUCUUUUAUUUAUUUUCUUGCUAUGUGAUUGUCUCUGUACAAGCCUGGUUUUACCAUUCCAGGCCCUUUUUCAUGUCUGUAACAGUUUUCUUAUAGUGAUUUCGGUUCCAUAGUUUUGUACGUGAAUGAGUGCCUCUGCAACUUACAUCUGGCCUCUCAACAGGGUUAUUUAGUGUAACAUAUUGAUUAUAAGUGGCAUAGGAAAUAAUUGCAUUUGUACAACACUUGUAUACCCUAAUCAUACCCUAAUUGACGUGAGGGUAGUCUUAGUAAAGGAAUGACCUUCACCAGGUUAUGCAUCGAAUAUACUUUUACAUGUGUGGUCACAAUAUUGAAUCGAACAUAGUGUUUUUUUGUAUGCUUAUUCUUGCUUUCUUUCUGUUGAUUUGAGAUGGAGCUGCGCCAUUGCUUACUUUUUUGUGCCUUGAACAAGAAAAAUUUUUUAUGCUCUGCUGCUAGGAUAUGCUACUGCAUAUAUUGCUGCCUGUCUAAUAGUUGCAAUAUCGUAUCUGAUGGCUCCGCGUUUUGAGCCAUUUAGGAAAAUGCAAUCACCAUCAGCGCUUGCUACACAACUCUAGGGGUACAUAUUAUACUCCCUAGACUUGAACCAACUCACCCCGCAACAUAUUCUACUUGCUAAACAAUGUUAUACAUGGUGUACACAGAAAAGUAUGCAAGAGAAAAUGUGUACACACCUACCCUCCCAAUCCUUCUUAAUCCGUGCAAGGUUUGUAGCUUUUGGAGGCAAUUUAAGGGUUGUGUAACUAUAGUGUGGGUGUUCCCAUAGGCUGUGACAUUUUGUACUUUCUUCUUAUCAUGUAACCAAGGUGACUUUCACUGUUCAUAUUGUUUACCUCACAAAGAAUCUUUGUUAAUGCAUACGUUGUGGCUUGUUGCCUUGCCAGAGGAGUCUGGACCUAUCAUUGUACAAGAAGUUCUUACAGGAUAUGUCAGUGCUGCUGUGUCAUUUCUUUUGUAUUAUCUGCCAUAUAGUGCCAGCCAGCUUUGCUGAUUUUGGGUCUGGGGUACUGCACAAUCUCACCCUUAAGAGCUGUGUAUAUUAAAUGCAUGCGAGGGCAUUAAGAAUGCAUGUUUUGCUGUAACCAUGUGCUAUUAGGCAAAGUUUCCUACAAAAAUUACUAAACCGAACUGCGGCAGCUCCAAGUAUGGCAUUUCAGCCAGGAUGGGAAUGGUGGGCUAGUACCUAUGUGGAUUUGCCUGAGCUUCAUCCUUCUGACUUCAGAUGUCUUUUGUGACUUUGCAAAUUGUUCAACAAAAUAUUGCGUUAUGAAUCCCACUGCUCACAGUGAUUAUGUAUGUGCACCGAGUCUUGUUGCCUUCUGCAUUUAGAAAAAUAAGAUUGCUUCGAAAUUUAGGCCAAUAAUGGUAGAUGAAGCAUAGUAAGCAAAGCCACAAGAAUGUCUGAAGCCACAGGCAUGAAGAUGAAACAAAUCCAUGUAGUACUAACCAUGGCAGCGGAAUGAUAGCAUUGCCAGAGUUCCUGCUUGCAAUUUUACUAGCAAACUCUAUGCUAUUAGAACACUCUGGACGGUCAUGCCAUGUAGCCUUCAAUGUUGGUUGCUUUUGUUGCGUGCACUAUAUUACAGAAUGUUGAUGACCUUCCCUGUGGGAAACCUGUUUUAAGCAAGUAUGCGUGUCAUGAAUUCUAUACCUGUAUACAUAGUUAAUUACUGACAGUGUAUGUAGUACUGUUCUGCCUGUAUGCAAUGGGCAUAAUGACAUGCAAUAGAUUCAGCAUAUGUGGCAGCUAUCUAUGCACCUCUCAGAGAGGUUUUCUUUCUCUAUAUUAAGUCAAACAUUUGACAGCAUGGGUGCUAAUGGCGAGAUACCUGACUACAAAUGCACCAUAUCAACAACUGAGUCAUUAUUGUUUGUUUUGUUUCCUCUCACUUUUCUUUUUUUUAACAGCUAAGUAUAUAUACUUAUGCAACAAUUCUUUCUACCUUCAGCAUUAUUUUAUUCUGACGUAUAUUUAAAUGUGUACAAGUUUACUCACUGCCGUGCUUUAUUUCUCUUAAGUAGAAUAUUUUUCCGACCUUUACCUGCAAUUAGCAUUUACAUGCAGAUAGUAGCUUUCUCAAAUUCCAGUGGAUGCCAUGCAAAAGUUGUCAUCUUCAAAUUAGCGUUCCAAAUUGCUGUGGAAUUUAAGUCAGUACAAAAUAUAGACUCAGAUUCCAGUACAGGUAACAAUUUUUUAUUCGUAUUGCGUUCUGCACUAAUGCUGAGUAGCUUUUCGUCAGGGUUGUAGGUUUGUUGCAGGUUGCAGGUAGAUAUGUGUGUACCAUGUAUACACAACCAAAGAUAUGUGUAAGAAUGCACAGUUUGUAGCUUUCUACUGUCUUUUUAUGGCAGGUUCACGAUCGAAAUAUUCUUGAUUUUUUAAACUUGAGGUGCCUACUUUACAAGGCGCAUUUCAUUAUUACUGUUGUACUUUGCUAUGUUCAUUUUCUUAAGGGGGCCAUGCUGGCAUCACAUAUUUACAGGUGUCUUUUGUUUUAAUAAAGUCAGUGCUUUA